GCACGCCUACGCUACAUAAACCCCGUCGACUGUAAUCCUUACUGUACACACUUGAAUCCUCUGCGGGUAUUUUCUGCUUAACUGUUAGUUGUUGUUUUUCCCCCCCAACUACAGAAAAGAAAUGGACAACUCUGGAAAAGAGAAAGAAGCUAUUCAGCUAAUGGCCGACGCUGACAAAAAAGUCAAGUCGUCUGGUUCUUUUUUGGGAGGGAUGUUUGGAGGUGGCCAUCACAAGGUGGAAGAGGCGUGUGAGAUGUACUGCAGAGCGGCCAACAUGUUCAAGAUGGCCAAGAACUGGAGCGGUGCUGGGAGUGCAUUUUGCAAAGCUGCACGUCUCCAUAUGCAGCUGCAGAACAAACACGACUGUGCCACCAGUUUCAUCGACGCCGGAAAUGCUUACAAGAAGUCUGACCCUAACGAGGCAAUCAAGUGUUUAAAUGCUGCCAUUGAUAUAUACACAGACAUGGGAAGAUUUACCAUCGCAGCCAAACACCACAUCAGCAUUGCAGAGAUCUACGAGUCUGAACUAGUUGAUAUUGAAAAGGCUAUUGCACAUUAUGAACAAGCAGCAGACUACUACAAAGGAGAAGAAUCAAACAGUUCUGCCAACAAGUGUCUGCUCAAGGUGGGAGCUUACUGUGCUCAGUUGGAGCAGUACCAGAAGGCUAUUGAGAUCUACGAGCAGGUUGGAGCCAACACGAUGGACAACCCACUGCUGAAAUACAGCGCCAAGGAGUAUUUCUUCAAAGCAGCUCUUUGUCAUUUUAUCGUCGACGAGCUCAACGCUAAGAUCGCUGUUGAAAAGUACGAGGAGAUGUUCCCGGCUUUUUCGGACUCCAGAGAAUGCAAGUUGUUGAAGAAACUCCUCGAGGCUCACGAGGAGCAGAACAGCGAGGCUUUCACAGAGGCAGUAAAGGAGUUUGACUCCAUCUCACGUCUGGACCAGUGGCACACAACCCUCCUGCUGCGCAUCAAAAAGACCAUCCAGGGGGAUGAAGGGGAUCUGAAAUGAAAGAAACCUCGGGGUAGAAUUGCAGCAUGGAGGGACUAAAUCCAUCACGCAUGCUUUCAAACACACAAAGCAGUACACACCCUUACACUCCCCCCACUGUGUAUAGCAUCCGGAGAGGAGUGUCUGCUGAUGAUUUUUGAAUAUUCCACCGCACACUUGCUAUUCUCCCAGAGCACCGUCUUUGUUUCAGCGUGUCUGAAUCUGGUCAGAAUGUAAAUCCUCUCGCCCUCACCUCUGUCUAGAGGAUUGCUGCAUAUCUUUUUUCUGCUGAAAUCUGUCCCGGGGGGGGGGGUUCAGAGCAGUGUAUACCAUUUUGAACCUGAAGUUAGUAGUGACAAGAAAUACUGCAUGUUUUGUACAGCUAUUGUUUCCUAGUCAGAUGCAGCUUGUUUUUUAAAUCUAGUUUAUUAUACAUUUAAACAGAUUAUGUAAUGUUUCUCAUGCUUUAUGACUUUCAAGAAUGUACCAUUAUCUUAACUUGUGUUUUUGGGUGGAAACAGAAGGAUCUUAAAUAAUUUAGUACAACCACAAACAUGGAUUUAGUUUCCAUUUCAUCACCACAGGGAGCGACUCUUCUUGAAAAAGAGUAAUGAUAUGCACCAAGUGUAGACUGUUAUACAUUUACUGGAUAGGUAAUUUUAUUACUUCUGUUUAUUUAUGAUUUACUUUAGGAUUUGUCGACUUGAUACUUGUCUGAAUGUUUGAAGCUGCGAUUCAUAGUUUGUACUUUUGAAUGAAAAGCACUCACACAGAUCACCUUCCUCCCAGGGCUGCAAUCCUGUGCUGAUGAGCAUCAUUAGUCGCUCAUAACGUGCUGUAAACUUCUCAUUGAAGGUUUACUGCUGCACUGUAACCUUCCCAAUGGCCAGUCGCUAAGCAUGUCAUUGUGUAUAGUUCAGUGUUGUGUACUUUCACUAGUGUUAGCCAGACCAAAGUUUUUACUAAAGGUUCAGUCGCCCUGUGUACCCAGCUUCUCCCAGGUGGGAUAAAAAUGGGUGGGGAUUUGAUCAGUAUGCUUGUGCAAAUGGAAAUUAAUAAAGGCAUUAUAGCCCAUCCUGUGUUGCCUUUAUGAAA
This is a messenger RNA of Archocentrus centrarchus (flier cichlid), 2086 nucleotides long. RefSeq names its product N-ethylmaleimide-sensitive factor attachment protein, beta b (gene napbb). Gene Ontology annotation, cellular component: vacuolar membrane; terminal bouton; synaptobrevin 2-SNAP-25-syntaxin-1a complex. The transcript is spliced from 11 exons. Gene Ontology annotation, molecular function: soluble NSF attachment protein activity; syntaxin binding. Bases 122 to 1012 code for a protein of 296 amino acids. Gene Ontology annotation, biological process: SNARE complex disassembly; synaptic transmission, glutamatergic; regulation of synaptic vesicle priming. NCBI's taxonomy places the organism in Eukaryota, Metazoa, Chordata, Actinopteri, Cichliformes, Cichlidae. The record is from RefSeq and is a predicted model, not a curated record.